Messenger RNA from Polyodon spathula (Mississippi paddlefish), 2418 nucleotides. RefSeq names its product septin-11-like. The coding region runs from base 119 to 1408 and encodes 429 amino acids. Gene Ontology annotation, cellular component: septin ring; cell division site; microtubule cytoskeleton. NCBI's taxonomy places the organism in Eukaryota, Metazoa, Chordata, Actinopteri, Acipenseriformes, Polyodontidae. Gene Ontology annotation, molecular function: GTP binding; molecular adaptor activity; GTPase activity. Gene Ontology annotation, biological process: cytoskeleton-dependent cytokinesis. The record is from RefSeq and is a predicted model, not a curated record. The transcript is spliced from 10 exons.
AUUCCUGCCGUCAUUGACCCAGCCGAAUUUCUGUAGCGAGAAACUUUUGGGAAAGCCCGGGAUAGUUUAUGUAUUCAACUCAUUUUCUUAUUUUUUUUUAAUUAAUUUUUAUUGAGCGAUGGCCUCGACCGAUGUAACCCGACAACUGGAUAAAAAUGUUCGUCCACUUUCCAUGUCGGGUCAUGUUGGUUUCGACAGCUUGCCAGAUCAGCUGGUAAGCAGAUCAACCGGUCAAGGAUUCUGUUUCAACAUUCUCUGCAUUGGAGAGACUGGAAUUGGCAAGUCCACUUUAAUGGAUACUUUGUUCAACACAAACUUUGAGAACUCUGAGUCAACACAUUUCGAACCCAAAGUUAAACUGAGAGCACAGACCUAUCAGCUUCAGGAGAGCAAUGUCCAAUUAAAACUAACUGUUGUCAAUACUGUAGGAUUUGGGGACCAGAUGAACAAAGAAGACAGCUAUCAGCACGUGGUUAAUUACAUCGAUACACAGUUUGAAUCGUAUCUGCAGGAGGAGCUGAAGAUUAAACGCUGUCUACACAAUUACCACGACACUCGUAUUCAUGCUUGUCUGUAUUUCAUCGCACCUACUGGUCAUUCUUUAAAAUCUUUGGAUUUAGUGACCAUGAAGAAACUUGAUUCCAAGGUCAACAUCAUUCCUGUCAUUGCCAAGGCAGAUACAAUCUCCAAGGGCGAGCUUCAUAAAUUCAAGAUAAAGAUCAUGAGUGAACUUGUCAGUAAUGGAGUCCAGAUUUAUCAGUUUCCCAUAGAUGAUGAGAGCGUGGCAAAAAUCAAUACUACCAUGAACAGCCACCUUCCGUUUGCUGUGGUUGGGAGCACAGAGGAAGUGAAGAUUGGAAAUAAAAUGGUGAAAGCUCGACAGUACCCAUGGGGUGUUGUGCAAGUGGAAAAUGAGAGCCACUGUGACUUUGUCAAACUUCGAGAAAUGCUGAUCUGUGUGAAUAUGGAAGACCUGAGGGAGCAGACCCACACACGGCACUAUGAGCUUUAUCGGCGCUGCAAGCUGGAGGAAAUGGGCUUUACAGACACAGAUGCUGAAAACAAGCCAGUCAGCCUGCAAGAGACAUAUGAAACAAAGCGCCAAGAAUUCCUUUUUGAACUGCAGAAGAGGGAGGAGGAGAUGAGACAGAUGUUUGUGCAGCGAGUCAAGGAGAAGGAGACCGAGCUCAAGGAUGCAGAGAGAGAGCUUCAAGGGAAGUUUGAGCACCUGAAAAGAUUGCACCAAGAGGAAAGGAUGAAACUAGAUGAGAAAAAAACAAUGCUUGAGGAUGAAAUGUCUGGUUUUAGUAAAAGAAAAAUUGCAGCUGAACUCCUUCAGGCGCAGGCAUUCACAGGCAGUAUGAAUAUUAAAAAGGACAAAGAUCGCAAAAAUUCUGGAUUCAUGUGAAGAACCCUCUGAAAAGACCUAGCAACCAACUGUUCUAUGUAGACUAAUAAAUAUAUUAUCUCUAUUGCUCUCUGCAUCUUUAGUAGUCACGUGACUUGUAGCAUAACACUUAGUCACUUGUGCAGGUACUCCAUUUGACACAAUGUCUAUGUAUUCAGUUAUUUGUUGAAACCACAACUGAGUUGUUUAAUAAUGAUAAACAUUGUGCCGUAUAAAACACAGCCUUGAUAUUCGGGGAGCGGUCUUUUAGAUCAAUGGUGCCAAACUCACAGGGGUCAGACAUUAGUCACUGCUAGCUCUAAUCUCUUUCCUGAGGGUUGAUGGUAAAUUUUCUGAUUUUGGCUUGAAACUGCCCUGGGGACCUCAGAUGGCCCCCAACCCUGUUCUGGAUGAUUUUAUAUUACACUUUGAUCACAUAAUAUGGAAGAGAUUUGCCCAAAGAAAAAAAAAAAGAAAAAAAAGAACUAUGCAAAAUAAGCUUUGAAUCACCAAAAAUAGCAUUCAUCAGAAAUUGCCUUACAACUGGUAGUGUGCCUUGUGUUUCUUUCCUAUAAAAUUAGGAAACAUACCAGUAUUUAAAAAUAUAUAUAAAGCUAAAAGGGAGAAAUGUCUUGCCAGUGGACUCUGUUUACAUUCAACUUGUUACAUUCUGAUUCAGUAUGUCUGUUUCUUGGUUAAAUAAUUGACCAAGAUCAGUAGCCACUGGCUUUUCUUUUUUUCUUUUCUAGAGGACCACUUUCGUAACUAAUUCAUGAAGUUAAAAUAUCAUAUGUACAACACUUUUCUAAGAUAUUAAAUAUAAAAGCAUAGUCACAUUAACCGAGGGACACAAUAGGCAUUGAGUACCUUUAACACAAAUACUUUUUUUGUUUUUCGUUUGUUGUUUUUUGUCAAUAAUUCACCAUUUGUCAUUUACUUUGCAUAUGUGUUUGUGAACUGUAAAUAUAUGUCCGUGAUCUACAUGUCAGGUUCCUGCCCAUUUGUGUUUAAAUAAAAGCUCCUCGGCUGUU